This is a messenger RNA of Cylicostephanus goldi, 305 nucleotides long. The record is from the annotation of a GenBank genome assembly. Lineage: Eukaryota; Metazoa; Nematoda; Chromadorea; Rhabditida; Strongylidae.
AUGUCUGAUCUCAGCCGAAAGAGUUGUGUUACCGAAAGAGCUUCGAGCAAUUGUCCUAAAAAGGAACUACAUGUUGGACAUCCAGGAAUCGUAAGGAUGAAGAAGCUGGCUCGAAGUUAUGUUUACUGGUUGAAUGUCAUUGAGGAUUGCAAAGACUUGGUACGAAGAUGUACGAAGUGUCAAGUGUUAACGAAAAAUCCGACCGAAGUAUCCCUUAGCAGCACUGGCCAUCCGCGGCUCGAGUAUGGCAGAGGAUACACAUUGAUUUCGCUGGACCAACGCAAGGAGUCUUCUACUUGGUAGUA